Messenger RNA from Macroventuria anomochaeta, 655 nucleotides. RefSeq lists its product as uncharacterized. The transcript is spliced from 2 exons. Bases 57 to 395 code for a protein of 112 amino acids. The record is from RefSeq and is a predicted model, not a curated record. Lineage: Eukaryota; Fungi; Ascomycota; Dothideomycetes; Pleosporales; Didymellaceae.
GGAACGAGUCGCUUUAUUUUACUGCAUGGCAGCGCUUGUCUUCCGACAGAAAGUCAAUGGCCACUGUGUAUCAAAGGAACGUCUGGCCUACGGGCCAGGUUGCCAUUGGUGUGGUUGUACAGCUUGCUGCUGGCAUGAUCUCGGAUCCGCCUCUGCUGAAAGGACGUCGAUGGCGGUCAUCAUUGUCAUGCAAGCAGGGACUUUGGUUGGCGUCAGCAUACUGGCCGCUUGGAACGUCUCCGAUCGAGUCAAGUACUUUGCGUAAUACAUCUCGUACUUCCCAGCAGGCGUGUCAGGGCCGUACUGUGUGUGAUACUCCAACCUCACACCGCACGAUUACGAGAUGCGCGGUUUUGGGAUUGCUGCGUCAGACAUGUUCAGCUACAUCAACGUGAUCUGGUACACGAUUGCAGUCUGGAGAACGGUUGAUGCACCAAGAUUUCACGCUGGCUUCACGGCAGCCGCAAUCUUCGGAGCUGCGAUGAUAUCGUUGCCGUCUUUCUGCAGUUCCUCCACAAAAGAGAUGACCGGAAGAGGACAUCGGAGAACAACGCUGUGGAGGAUGUUGAGACACCCGGGGAGACGCAUCAGAGGGCAAGUUUAGCAGAAGCAGCGACUGCAUCAGUCAAGAACGGCGUGAGACUUCAGAAGUGAG